Messenger RNA from Papaver somniferum (opium poppy), 2938 nucleotides. Its product is annotated as U-box domain-containing protein 45-like. Bases 332 to 2656 code for a protein of 774 amino acids. Gene Ontology annotation, molecular function: ubiquitin-protein transferase activity; protein binding. Gene Ontology annotation, cellular component: nucleus; cytoplasm. The transcript is spliced from 7 exons. Lineage: Eukaryota; Viridiplantae; Streptophyta; Magnoliopsida; Ranunculales; Papaveraceae. The record is from RefSeq and is a predicted model, not a curated record. Gene Ontology annotation, biological process: protein ubiquitination.
UGAAAUUGUUACUAUUCAUGAUUGAUGUAGAGAUACUUUUCAUUGAUGGCAAAGUUUUUUGUAUUAUUUUCAUCAUAAUUAUCACAACUUUGUAUCAAUGGAUUUAUAAAGAAUCUAAAUAUGUGGCUGCAAUUUGAGAUCUUACUUACCUCAUGAUAUCUUGGUUUCAGAGUAAAAAAAAAACUGAAUCUGAAGUUUCAGAUUCAAUGAAUUUGAUUUCUUGUGUAUUUAUGAUGUAAAAGAGAGAAAAACAAAGUCAUUUCGUGGAGCUUCAUUAGUUUCAGGUAUUUAGAUAUAGACAUGUGUAAGUUUUGCUAAUCAGGAGGCAUAUAUGGAUGUUACUGAGGUUGAAGAAAGUGUUCUUGCUGCCAGUGAUGCCAAGGUGUUACUUUCCGAAUCGAGGAUUGAGUUGCAAAUUACAUUACAUGGAGGGAUCUGUAGAAUACUUUCUGCAAUUAUUUCUAAAAUCUUGGGAGUGUUCCCAGCCUUAGAAGCAUCAAGGCCAAGGAGUAAGUCAGGUAUUGAGGCGUUAUGUUCAUUACAUGUGGCACUUGAGAAAGCUAAGAAUCUCCUUCAACAUUGUUCAGAUUGCAGUAAACUUUAUUUGGCUAUAACUGGAGACUCUGUUCUCACAAAGUUUGAGAAAUCAAGAUGUGCUCUGAAGGAUAGUCUUAGGCGUGUUGAAGAUAUUGUGCCACAAGCCAUUGGCUGUCAGAUAUUGGCAAUUGUAGAUGAUCUCGAGGAAAUCAUAUUCUCUCUUGAUCCAUCAGAGAAGCAAGUUGGCGAUGAAGUUAUUUUGUUGCUGCAACACAAUAGAAGAUUUGAUCGUAAUUCUUCUGACAAUAAUGAGCUUGAAACCUUUCACCAAGCAGCUUCAAGGCUUGGCAUUACAUCUUCAAGAGCUGCUCUGACAGAGAGAAGAGCUCUUAAGAAGUUGAUUGAAAGAGCACGUGUGGAAGAGGAUAAAAGAAAGGAGUCAAUUGUGGCUUAUCUUUUACACCUCAUGAGAAAAUACUCCAAGCUAUUCAGAAAUGAUUUAUUCGAUGACAACGACUCACAAGGAUCGGCUCCUUGUUCCCCAACCAUUCUGGGCUCUUUCGAGGAAUCCGGUGUACCUUUGGAGAACGGCCAAGCCUUUGACCGCCAGUUCUCAAAAUUGAGUUCUUUCAAUUUCAGACCUUGUGAUAGUAGAUCAGACCAGAUGGCAAUACCGCCUGAGGAAUUAAGAUGUCCAAUCUCGUUACAGAUUAUGUACGACCCAGUAAUUAUCUCUUCGGGGCAGACUUAUGAGCGUGUUUGUAUCGAGAAAUGGUUUAAUGAUGGGCAUAACACCUGCCCUAAAACUCAACAGCAGCUUCCGCAUUUUUGCUUAACUCCAAAUUACUGUGCCAAGGGUCUGAUUUCCAGUUGGUGCGAGCAUAAUGGUGUCCCCCCUCCCUAUUGUCCGCCAGAUACACUAAACUUCAACUAUUGGAGGUUAGCAGUAUCAGAGUCUGGGUCUGUGGAUUCAAGAUCAAUGGAAAGCAUUAGCUCCUGCAAGGGAGCCAAAGUCGUUCCUCUGGAAGAGAAUGACAUGGCUGAGGAGGUAUACUGGUGCCAGGGUGAAGGUGAUAAUUUUGAAAGAUACGAUAGCUUACUAGCCAUCUUGAAUGAGGGGAAGGAUUUCAAUAGACAGUGCAAAGUAGUAGAACGGAUACGUCGAUUUCUAAAGGUUGACGAAGAGGCAAGGAUGUUCAUGGGAGCUAAUGGAUUUGUUGAAGCACUGGUGAACUUUUUGAGUUUAUCCGUUCAUAGUGGUAACGCAAAGGCUCAGGAAAUUGGAGCUAUGGCUCUUUUCAACCUUGCUGUUAACAAUACAAGGAACAAAUUGAUGAUGUUAUCUGCAGGACUAAUUCCAGUUUUGGAGGAAAUGAUUCUCAAUUCAAACUGCGACGAAUCAGCUACUGCACUCUACCUCAACCUUUCCUGCCUGGAGGAAGCAAAGCCUAUUCUAGGAUCGAGCCAAGCAGUCCAGUUCUUAGUCCAGCUCCUCAGUGCUGACUGUGAAUCACCAUGUAAGCUUGAUGCUCUCUACGCCCUCUAUAAUCUCUCCACCCACUCUCCAAACAUUCCCAGCCUCCUUGAGGCUGGCAUCCUUGAAGGCCUCCAGUCACUUCUCGCGAACCCAACUGAUUGGACAUGGAUUGAGAAAUCCAUUGCUCUUAUCAUAAAUUUAGUCUCAACUCCACUGGGAAUCGAAGAAAUGGCAUCAUCUCCAGGUCUUAUUACUUCGCUUGCAGCUAUAUUGGACAUGGGUGAAUUGGUUCAACAAGAGCUAGCUGUUUCAUGUCUCUUGGUUUUGUGUCUGGGGGAUGAAAAAUGCAGUCAGAUCGUACUACAAGAAGGAGUGAUACCUUCAUUGGUUUCUAUCUCAGUAACUGGGACAACGGAAGGAAAACAUAAAGCAGAGAAACUUUUGAUGCAUUUCCGAGCACAACGUCAACGGGACCCACCAUCACCUCCUGUUGACACACAAAAUGAAUAUUCUACCCAAGGUAGCAUGGCGGUCACGCCUGCUCCAGAGCCAAAGCCGCCAUGUAUAUCAACUUCUAGAAAGAUGGGAAGAGCUUUAAGUUCUAUUUGGAGGAGCAAACAAUUUUCAGUUUAUCAGUGUUAGUGAUGGGGAAUAUCUACUAUGCACUAUGAUGCAACUGUCUGACUCGAACCGCAGAGAGAAAAAUUGGAAUGAUGCUGGUGAUUAGGGAAGAAAGGCAACUGUAGCCAUGGUAAGGUCAUGAUUUCAUUUGGUGCGGGAAGAAGAAUUUAUGCAGGAAUUGAUGUUGCUAAACUUCGAGUUGCUCUAACCCUGACCAAUUUGGUCAGCAGUUCUCACUGGUCAAUGUCAGUGAAGGGCACUCCUUGUCCCAAGCAUAACAGAGGACCUUGCCAUCUUAUCAAG